Molecule: messenger RNA, 1488 nt
Organism: Phalacrocorax carbo (great cormorant)
Lineage: Eukaryota; Metazoa; Chordata; Aves; Suliformes; Phalacrocoracidae
Source: RefSeq, a predicted model, not a curated record
CUAAAAUUAGCGCCGCGCUCAGCGGGGCCGGGGCCGGGGCAGUGCGGGCACCGGGGGGCCGGAGCCGGAGCCGGAGCCGGAGCGGGGCCUUGGUGAGCAGAGCCGGGCCGGGCCGGGCCGGGACCGCGGCGAUGAACUUCGCGGUGGGGCUGAAGCCGCUGCUGGCGGAGGCGCGGAGCAUGGAGAGCCUGGAGAAGCAGCUCAUCUGCCCCAUCUGCCUGGAGAUGUUCACCAAGCCCGUGGUCAUCCUGCCCUGCCAGCACAACCUCUGCCGCAAGUGCGCCAACGACGUCUUCCAGGCUUCCAACCCGCUGUGGCAGUCGCGGGGCUCCAGCGCGGUGCCGUCGGGCGGCCGGUUCCGGUGCCCGUCGUGCCGCCACGAGGUGGUGCUGGACAGGCACGGGGUGUACGGGCUGCAGCGGAACCUGCUGGUGGAGAACAUCAUCGACAUCUACAAGCAGGAGUCGGCCAGGCCCCUGCACGCCAAGGCCGAGCAGCACCUCAUGUGCGAGGAGCACGAGGACGAACGGAUCAACAUCUACUGCCUGCGCUGCGAGGCGCCCACCUGUUCCCUCUGCAAGGUCUUCGGGGCGCACAAGGACUGCGAAGUCGCACCACUGCCUGCUGUCUACCAGCGCCAGAAGGUGGGGGCCCUGGGGGGAGCCGGCGAGGGGCCUGGGGGCUGCCUGCCCAGCCAGCCUUCACGCCCUUCCCACCCCGUCCUGUCCCAGAGCGAGCUCAGCGAUGGCAUUGCCAUGCUGGUGGCAGGGAACGACCGCAUCCAGGCCAUCAUCACCCAGAUGGAGGAGAUCUGCCGCACCAUCGAGGAGAAUGGCCGGCGGCAGAAGCAGCACCUGGUGCUGCGCUUCGACUCGCUGUACAGCAUCCUGGAGGAGCGGAAGAAGGAGCUGCUACAGAGCAUCGCGCGGGAGCAGGAGACAAAGGUGCAGCGCGUGCGGGGUCUCAUCCGCCAGUACGGCGACCACCUGGAGGCCUCCUCCAAGCUGGUGGAGUCGGCCAUCCAGGCCAUGGAGGAGCCCCAGAUGGCUGUGUACCUGCAGCACUCCAAGGAGCUCCUGAAAAAGAUCACAGACAUGUCCAAGGUGUCAAUGAGCAGCCGCCCAGAGCCUGGCUAUGAGAACAUGGACCACUUCUCCAUCAAUGUGGACUAUGUGGCAGAGAUGCUGAGGACCAUCGAGUUCCAGACAGAGCCGCUAGGCGAGGAUGAGGCAGACGUACCCGGGGAUGGCAGCGAGGCCGCGGCAGAUGAGGACCGGCUGGACAGCCUGGAGGUGCCCGAAGCCAUGGAGGAUGUGGGGCCGAGGCAGAAGGCAGCAAGCUCUCCCCAUGGUCAGCACUGAGCUAGUGCUGUGGGGCAGCGUCAGCACCCACCGACUCAUUGCUGUCCCUCGUACCCCUUGGCAAGCUCCAACCCUGCUGGCGUAAUUCCCCAAAUGCUCUUCUUUGACAUUAAACUGUGUGUGAGGA